CAAAUUAAAUUCAGUGGAUGAUUAUAUUGUUGACCGGCUAUAACGGGUCACGAAACAUCCGUCCGCCAAGUAUUUGUCACCGGAAAUCUCCUGCGGCGACACGACACCGCCUGCAUUGCACUCCUCUGAAACCCUAGAUUUGUCAUCCGCAUUGUCGCCAUUGGCUACCUCUCCCGAUUUCUCCAUUUUCGCAGAAUGGACCCAGACUCUGCUAAACCAUCAUCUCAGCAACCUGCUAAUGCAGCUGCUGCUGAGUCUCCAACUCCUGCUGUCGCUACACAAGAUAGGUCUACACAUGACUCACCGCCAUUGUUAUCUGCUUCUGGUAUAUCGUCAUGGGCCAAAAAUCUGAAAAUUCCACAGCCCUUAGCAGCAACACAAGAUGAUUCGCAAACUGGAGAUGGAGGGAAGUCAACCUUUUCACGUUUCACCAGUGGUUUUGGGUUGCGGCUGUCUCCAGCAGCACCUAUGCCAGCUGAGAGUGUUGUAAGCACCUCCACAACUACACAACCUGGUGUUCUCGAAUCCUUCACAAAAGGGUUAGUUGACUCAUCAAAGAGUGCAGUGAAGGCUGUGCAGGUCAAGGCACGCCAUAUUGUCUCUCAAAACAAACGAAGAUACCAGGAAGGAGAAUUUGAUUUGGAUAUGACUUACAUCACUGAGAACAUAAUUGCAAUGGGGUUUCCUGCUGGUGAUAUGAGCUCUGGGUUUUUAGGAUUUAUUGAGGGAUUUUAUCGAAAUCACAUGGAAGAAGUGAUCAAGUUUUUUGAAACUCAUCACAAGGGCAAAUAUAAGGUAUACAAUCUUUGUUCAGAGCGGCUCUACGAUGCAUCACUCUUUGAGGGAAAGGUUGCAUCCUUCCCCUUUGAUGACCAUAACUGCCCCCCUAUUCAACUCAUAACUUCAUUUUGUCAAAGUGCAUACUCAUGGUUGAAGCAAGAUAUUGAGAAUGUGGUGGUUGUUCAUUGCAAAGCUGGGAUGGCAAGGACAGGACUAAUGCUUUCAAGCCUUCUUUUAUUCCUAAAGUUCUUCCCGACAGCUGAGGAGUCCAUCAACUAUUACAACCAAAAAAGAUGCUUAGAUGGGAAGGGUCUAGUUCUCCCAAGUCAGAUUAGGUAUGUCAAAUAUUUUGAGCGCAUCUUAACACACUUCAAUGGUCAAAAUCCUCCUGGACGCAGGUGCAUGCUUAGAGGGUUUCGGCUUCAUAGGUGCCCUUCCUGGUUUAGGCCCUCCAUUACAGUCUCUGAUCAUAAUGGAAUUUUAUUCUCAACAAGAAAGCAUCCAAAAACCAAGGAUCUAAUGCCAGAAGACUUUUGGAUCAGUGCAGCAAAGAAAGGGAUUGUGGUCUUUGCUCUACCGAGGGAGCCUGGUCUGGCAGAGUUGGCUGGAGACUUCAAGUUCCAUUUUCAUGACAGUGAAGGAGAUUUUUACUGUUGGUUAAAUACGACAAUGACAGAAAACAGAAAAAUUUUGAGCACCUAUGAUCUUGAUGGAUUCGAAAAGAGGAAACUGCCUUCACCUGGAUUCCAGGUUGAAGUUGUGAUGAUAGAUUAUGACGGAACCAUUCAGACAAGGUUUAAAUCUGAUUCAAGCAGGAACGGGUCUGAUGGAAACUCAGGCUAUGUUCCUGCCCCUAGCGGUGGUGUUGCAGCUACUUCCAACCAAAGUAAAGUUUCUGAAAGCCAAGACAAUGAUGAUGUAUUCUCAGACAGUGAGGGAGAGGAGACUGAAUCUUCAACCAGAAAGCAAGCUCAAACAACUUCGGGCACUGGACAUGGGGCACCUGGUCCCAAAUCUGGUUCCACAGUAGAGCAAAUUGCGGGUAUAAAACAUGGAACUGAACAUCUGUCGCUGGUAAGUGAGCAGCCCUCACAGAUCAAUCCUUCCAAGGAACCAAAAAGUGAUGGAGCCCUCCAAGAGGUAAGUGAUUUCAAGGCAAUUGCAGCUGAUGCUUCAGUUUUCUCUUUUGGAGAUGAAGAGGACUAUGAGAGUGAGUAAAAUCCAACUUCACCGAGAUUGUAUGAUAAGCGGCUGCUUGUAAGCAACCCGAAACAAAUGAAAACAGUAUGAGCGGCGAAGUGGUAAGGGAGGCAGGAAACCCAUUGAAUUCAUUGCAUUGGAUUUUUUUUUUUUCAAAAAAAAAACCAAAAAGAAUUCCUUUCAUUCUUUCUGUGAAAUCUUUAGACUUUGAAGAAAGUAUCUAUUGAAUUUUUUCCUUAAUGCUUCAAUUUA
Vitis vinifera (wine grape) is the source of this 2232-nucleotide messenger RNA. RefSeq names its product phosphatidylinositol 3,4,5-trisphosphate 3-phosphatase and protein-tyrosine-phosphatase PTEN2A. NCBI's taxonomy places the organism in Eukaryota, Viridiplantae, Streptophyta, Magnoliopsida, Vitales, Vitaceae. The record is from RefSeq and is a predicted model, not a curated record. The coding region runs from base 196 to 1998 and encodes 600 amino acids. Gene Ontology annotation, biological process: dephosphorylation. Gene Ontology annotation, cellular component: cytosol. Gene Ontology annotation, molecular function: phosphatidylinositol-3,4,5-trisphosphate 3-phosphatase activity. The transcript is spliced from 13 exons.